Molecule: messenger RNA, 693 nt
Organism: Saprolegnia parasitica CBS 223.65
Lineage: Eukaryota; Oomycota; Saprolegniomycetes; Saprolegniales; Saprolegniaceae
Exons: 3
Coding region: 113-664 (183 amino acids)
Biological process (GO): protein farnesylation
Cellular component (GO): protein farnesyltransferase complex
Molecular function (GO): protein farnesyltransferase activity
Source: RefSeq, a predicted model, not a curated record
GUACUGCGUCAUUUCGAUUGCGAGCUUGUUUGGCAUUUUGACGCCGGAGCUCACGCUCGGCGUCGCCGACUUUGUGGCCGCGUGCCAGACGUACGAAGGUGGCUUCGGGCCCAUGCCGUACCAGGAAGCGCACGGCGGCUACACCUUCUCGGGCGCGGCGAUCCUCUCGAUCUUGAACGCGCUGGACCGGGUCAACAUCCCCGCCCUCACGCACUAUGUCGCGCACCGUCAAAUGGCCGUCGAGGGCGGGUACCAAGGCCGUACCAACAAGCUCGUCGACGGGUGCUACAGCUUCUGGAUGGGGGCGGUGCCUGCGCUCUUGGCCCCGUACACGCGUGGCAUCUACGUGAGCGACCGCGCAGCCCACCAACGCUACAUCUUGUUGUGUGGCCAACAGCUCGAAGGCGGUCUCCGCGACAAGCCGGGCAAGCCUCGCGACCACUACCACUCGUGCUAUGUUCUGAGUGGCCUAUCGCUCUCGCAGCACGGGGACGGCCGCCCCGAGACACCCGUCUUUAUUGCGGGGUCGCCCGAGAACCGCGUCGAGCCCACCCACCCCGCGUACAACAUUUCGCACGAUAAGGUGCUCUUGAUCCAGUCGUAUUUCGCAGAGAAAGUGGCCGGUGCGACCCGCAUCGAGGUCCUCGAAGAGACUAUGGAUUAGAUGCAGCUGCGACUCCUACGAUAACAAAG